AUGAAUAGCGUCCCUCCAACUGCCGUUCUCCACAUCGGUUCUCUUAGUCCAAAUAUGGGUUCCCCGAUUCUGAGACUUCCUGUAGAAGUUCUUACCCAGAUUUGUAGCUACCUUCCAGCAAAUGCACCAACCCCUUUCAUCGCCGAUCUAGCAAGUAUCUGUCGUGUGAACAGGUUGUUCCACCAGAUCGCAACUCCCAUAAUCUAUCGAGAUGUCCAUAUUGACUAUGUAUCCACAUUCGGUGGCGCAUCCAAGAUUCUAAGAUGUUUUCUAGACUCCGAGCUUAAACAUGAGCACAGUGGUAUCAGGUAUAUUCGAAGUUUGAGAAUUUCAGAGGGCAGCCCACGCCCGGAUGAACGAGAGGAUUACGACAGGGAGAAGGGGGGGAUCCGCGAAGAUAUCGCGAAAUUGGUUUUAAAGAUCAGGCCUGAUCAAUUAUCUUCGCUAUACGCUGAAACAGCUGAUUUCAGAGAAGUUUAUCAAGAAAACCUUGGGGAUCAGAACAACUUGAAGAAUCUACAAGUUAGAUACAGACCUUCAAAUGAAGAUGUACCACUCACUUCUCCUUUUAAUUAUUGGAGCCAGCGGAUUCGGCACUAUACCUCUCGCCUUACUGAUGCCAAAUUCACCCUUCGUCUGUCCGGCCUGACAAUAAACCUCGAUUUGGUUACCGUGACAGAAAUUGAUAUCAAACCAAUGGAGUCAGGCUCGUUGCUUCGUCCGAUCAGAGUCAAGACAAUCCCCACUCUCACGCAUUCUGAAGACGACGCAGAGAAAAAGCUCUCCCAUAUCGUACAUGAUAUCCAAAGCUUACUAUUUUCACUACUCUCGGCCGUCAACGGAGAAGCGUUUUAUAUAGAAGAACUAGAUAUAGGAUUCCCCAAUCAUUACAUGCUUGAGCCGCAUCUCGAGCGGGAAGCACUUACCCCGGUAGUCGGUCGAGUUCGAAAAUUGACAGUAUGGAGUCCUAGCCGUGCUUGGCCGAUGAUGCGUAUCGUCCUACCUUUCACUACGAAUCUCACCGAUUUACGACUUUUUCAUACCGUAGGCCAGCAUUUUCUAGAAAGGCAAAUGGAGGAACCCCCCUUCAAACUCAAGAUACUCUACAUCGUGGACCCCGAAUCCACAGGGCAGUACAUUAGCCAGAAAGCGCUCAUGCCUCAUGCACAAACCCUCGAAGUCCUUUGGCUGGAGUCCUCGGAUUGGAAUGGUCACACCAUCCAAGCUAUAAACAUUCCGUUAUCAUCUAAUCAACUUCCAAAUAACCUAAAUUGGAGUUUUCUGAUAUCAGAGAAAUUUCCCAAAUUGCGGGAGGUGGCAGUCUGUCUCGACGUGGAUACAGUGGAGGCAGGCUUAGUGGGUGAAAACUUUGAACUUCUUCGCAUCCUCAACGAAUAUGACUUUCAGAGUGCCUGCAAAAGUAGUAUAAACGGCUUAGCCGAGCAAGCAUUUAACAAGAUAUAUGAACGUGGAACUUCGUCAAAGUUUAGAGCCAUCGCAUUUGGUACGCCAAAUCGAGAUUUAUCUACUAGAAGGAGGCCGGAUUACGAAGAGAUAUCUAUCUUCUUUGGUAGAAAGGAGAGGGAUAUGCUAGGCCGAGAAGUUGCAAGAUGUACGCCCGUUAAUGCUAGACAGGCGAGGUAUAUGCUUCCAGAUACCGUUAUUAUAGAAGAGGAUGAGAGGUCCUUGAGGUCGGUUGAGAAAUGGCCGAAGUUGAAUAAUUGA
Molecule: messenger RNA, 1725 nt
Organism: Orbilia oligospora ATCC 24927
Lineage: Eukaryota; Fungi; Ascomycota; Orbiliomycetes; Orbiliales; Orbiliaceae
Exons: 4
Coding region: 1-1725 (574 amino acids)
Molecular function (GO): protein binding
Source: RefSeq, a predicted model, not a curated record